AAGCCAACGGGCUCGAAAGCAGCAUUUUUCCCUGAAGGGGAGGGAGCUGCACAGCUCUUUGGCAGACAGAGCUGCCUUCACUGUCUUCUCACCUCUUUGAAGGCGGCGCACAUGAAGGCCUCUCAGCACUUUGGCAGACAUGGUUUUGACCAUGACAAGAUUGCCGCAGUGCUGAGCAGUGGCAAGAAGGAAGAAGUGCUGCCAGUGUUGAGAGCUCUGAUCUCGGCUGGCAAAGCUACCAUUGGAUCACUCCAGGUUGUGGAUCGCAUUGGCCGCUUGCUGAGGGACCGGGACCCGGAUGUGGCCUCCACGGCAGCUGAGCUUCUAAUAGCAGCGGAUGCAGCGGGGCGAUACGAGGAGGCCUUGAUCCUGAUGCUGCAGCGGCGGGAGGAUGCUUGUGUCAUGGCGGCCUUGUCAGCCUUCUCCAAGCUGGGCUCCAAGAUCAGCCCAUCCCGCAAGGAUUUGGUGGUCCACCACAUUGCGACUUGCUUGUCUGGCAGCCGCCAGGUGCAUUGCCGCGCCUUGCGCACCUUGGGAGAGCUUCGGGCCACCCGGCAAGCCUUGGACAUCCAGAAUCGUUUGGAGAACCAGAAGGCACUGUUUCGCACAAAGCCUGCAGAAGAGGUGCGGCAGCUCCAAGAUGGUGCCCAGGAGCAAGAAGUGGCGAAGUUGAGGGAGCAGAUGAUGCACCUCGCAUCUCAUUGCUCUGAGUUGGCAAAGGCCAGAGGGGAUGCCUCUCGCUUGGCCGAAGGCUUGAAAGAAGUUCAGGAAGCUCUUGCUGAGUCAGAAAGGAGUGCAGACCAGCAGGACAAGCCGGAAGUGACGAAGUUGAGGGAGCAGAUGAUGCACUUGACUUCCGACUUGGCCAAGGCCACAGGAGAUGCUUCCCGCCUAGCUGAGGAGCUGAAGGAAGCGCAGCAGGCUCUUGCAGAGUCGGAAAGGAGUGCAGACCAGCAGGCGCAGCAGUUCCUGCAGAAGGAAUGGUGCUGGAAGAAUGAGACUGCGAAAUUAGAGGAAGCAGAAAGCUUUGCAGAAGCAGCUGCACAAGAGAAGGACGUGUUGCGCAUGGAGCUUGCAGAGAAAGUAAGACAGCUACAAGAACGUGCUCAGGAGGAGCAGGAAGUGGCGAAGUUGAGGGAGCAGAUGAUGCACCUCGCGUCCCAUUGUUCUGACUUGGCAGGGAAUGCCUCUCGCUCGGCCGCAGACUUGAAGGAAGCGCAGGAAGCUCUUGCUGAGUCAGAAAGGAGCGCAGACCAGCAGGCGCAGCAGUUUCUGCAGAAGGAAUGGUGCUGGAAGAACGAGACUGCGAAAUUAGAGAAAGCAGAAGAGUUUGCAGAAGCAGCUGCACAAGAGAAGGUCGUGUUGCGCACAGAGCUGGCAGAAAAAGUGAGGCAGCUACAAGAAGCUCAGGCGCAGCAGUUCCUGCAGAAGGAAUGGUGCUGGAAGAACGAGACUGCGAAAUUAGAGGAAGCAGAAAGCUUUGCAGAAGCAGCUGCGCAAGAAAAGGCCAUGUUGCGCACAGAGCUUGCAGAAAAGGAGGAACGUCUACAAAAAGAGUUGCCGGAAGCACAACAGGUUUUUGCUCAAUCUGAGGCAGCACAAAGGCUUGCGGAAGCAGCUGCGAAAGAGAAGGCCGUGUUGCGCACAGCACUCGAAGAAAAGGAGAAACGGCUACAAAAAGCAGCUCAGGAGUUGACGGAAGCACAACAGUCCGAGAAGCGUGCAGAGCAAGAGAAGGCCGUGCUGCGCACAGCACUCGAAGAAAAGGAGAAACGCCUACAAAAAGCAGCUCAGGAGUUGACGGAAGCACAACAGUCCGAGAAGCGUGCAGAGCAAGAGAUGGCAAAGUUGGAGGAAGCACAAAGGCUUGCGGAAGCAGCUGCACAAGAGAAGGCCGUGCUGCGAACAGCACUCGAAGAAAAGGAGAAACGCCUACAAAAAGCAGCUCAGGAGUUGACGGAAGCUCAACAGUCCGGGAAGCGUGCAGAGCAAGAGAUGGCAAAGUUGGAGGAAGCACAAAGGCUUGCGGAAGCAGCUGCGCAAGAGAAGGCCGUGCUGCGAACAGCACUCGAAGAAAAGGAGAAACGCCUACAAAAAGCAGCUCAGGAGUUGACGGAAGCACAACAGUCCGAGAAGCGUGCAGAGGAAGAGAUGGCAAAGUUGGAGGAAGCACAAAGGCUUGCGGAAGCAGCUGCGCAAGAGAAGGAAAGGGCUCCAAGUGAGAAGGCAAAGGAAGGCUCUGACAGCUCAACUGCAGAUAUGGAGCGUGGCCCGUGGGACUCUCCACGAACGCUGGACUCAUGCACGAGUGAGGGAUCGCCGAAGGAGGUUGGGCCAGGCGGCUCUUUUCACAGCGCCGGUGGGAAACAGCCCGCUGCUCCUGCUGCUUCGGAUGGGUUGACGCCAUCUUCAACCAAGCAGGUCAAUGACGUUUCUGAUUUGGCAUCUUUGUCAACAUUGUCCACCUCGCCGCCUGCCAUGAACAAGGAUCUGCACCAGGUAUCGCUUGGUCAAGAUGGUGGUGAAGCCCGAGUCGUCGUGUCUUGCCCGGAGGCGCACUAUGACAAGGUCCAAAAGAUUUGCAUGGAGCUGGACAUUGUUCAGGCUUUUGGCAGAAAGGGUGACUAUGUUGAUGACCUAGAUGGUGAUGAAUGGUUUGGCAAGUGGCAAUCUCGAGUUGUGGCUUCUGCUACUACCGCCCUACAGACAAGGAAAUGCAAAAAUGCCGAGCUCUUUUGCAUCGCAGGUGGCAAGCAUUGCCACAAAGAGGUUGGGAAUCAACCCAUGCUGAUUGAAGCUAUCGAAAAGGCUAUGAAGGAAUCGAAGUUACCAGCCGUGAAAAUCAGGUUUUCAUGGAUGAAGGUGGAGCAGUUCGAAGAGCACAUCCGAAAGUUGGCGGAAGAGGAGAUCCAAAAGGAUGCAAAGCUUCGAAAGAGAAAGCUGCUCGAUCUUCUUGAGGAAGACCCUCAGGCCGCCGAGCUGUUUGCAAAGCUCACCGACUAUGUGGAACUUGAUGAGAAGUCCAAGCGCUUGGUGAUCAUAGGCGACACAGGAGCUGGGAAAAGCACUUUCUGCGGUUUGUUGGAUGGCUCUCUGCAGAAGUUGAAGAAGGGCGUUGACGACAAGGGCAUGCCAUUGUGGGAGUGGGAGUCCAACUUUAAGCUUGGCCACAAAGCCAGCUCAGAGACCGACCAGCCCCAGUUGCGCAAGUGCUAUGCCUUUGGCCAAGACGGAGAGGACCCCGUCCCACUCCUUCUCAUGGACACACCUGGUUUGGAAGAUAGCAGAGGCAAGAAGAAAGACGACGAUCACAUGGCCGAGGUGGCCAAGUGGGUCAAUGGCCUUCGGUACAUUCAUGGAAUUGUGAUUCUCCUCAAGAACGAUACUCGUAUCUCGCGCGGCCUUCGGAACAACCUCGAAUUCUUCCAAUCGAUUUUUGGGACUGACAUGUGGGUCCACGCCACCGUGGUUGUGAACAGGUGGCCCCAGGAUUCAAGAUCAAGGAAGAAGCGUGCAGAAGGAGGUCUUCAGUCAACUGCACAAUUUGAAGAAGAGUUUCGUGGUGUCCUCCAGAAACCGCGUCCCAAAGAUGCCACAGGCGAUGAUUGUGGAGUUGGCUUGGCGGAAGACAAAGCCCGGAGGCUUCCUUUCUACUUUGUGGACACUUUGUAUGACAGAGGCGAAGAGGACGAAAAAAGCAGUAUGCGCAACGAACUCGACAACAUAAGAAGGUGGGCGCUAAGUCUUCAAGAAUGGUUUGUCCAAGCUACGACGCAAUCUCCUGAGCUGAAGAACCUGAUCCAUGUGGUGGAGUCAACAAACCAAGCUGCAGAUCUGGAGACUGCUUUGGAGAAAGCAUUGGGCGUUGAUCCCAGGCCGGCAGAUGUGACACGAAAGAAGGUGGAAGCUGUAAGGAAAGAGAUAGAAGUGAGAUCAACGGCAGACAGGGUAGAUGAGGCAGAAAAGGCGCUUCACAAGUUCGAGGAAACAGGCAACAGGGAGGACGCCCAAACAUUUGUCCAGAAAUUCGGUGCGCUGAAUUCCAAGCAAGCUGCCGCAGUAUCAUCAACCAAGAUGUCUCGGUUGAAUCCUGCCUUCGAAGUCUUGGAAAAAGCCUUGGAAGGAAAGAAAUCAGAGACAGAGACAGCCACUCUUGAAGUGUCGCCGCAAUUUCAUCAACACGCGCAAAGACUCAUUAAGGAGAGAAACGAAGCCUUGACGCAACUGGAUGAAGCGGUCAGAGAAAGCUCGACGGAGAAGGUUGUUCGUGCACUCGCCAAGUGUGACUCUCUAAGAUUGACGGAUCCAAGCAUCCCAAAAGCAAAGACCUGGUUGGAGGAAACGCAGAGUGCAUUGGGACAGCUUGAGAACGCUCACAAGCAAAAGUCUAUGGAAGCCGUAAAACAAGCCCUUGCCCUUUGCGAAUCUCUUAAUCUGCCAGCGGACAAAUUGCAGAUUGCGAGGACCUGGCUAAAGGCUGAAGCGAAGCAGGUUCUUGACACAGCUGUAGAACAAGCAGAGUCCAUCAAGAAGGUCCGAGAAGCGCUACUUUUUUGCGAAUCAGUUGGUGUCCCGCCGGAUGACCUGCGAAAGGCGCACCAUUGGUUGGAGGAUGAGCAGAAGGUUCAGAGGCUUAUCGAGGAGUUCGAUGAAAAAUAUGGCCUCGGGCUGUCGAAGGAAUUUGAUUCUUUCACAAAAGCAGUGAAGUUGUGGGUCAGAGAGCAUGGAGUCACAGGGACGCUUGGGCACAUGGAGACACGCUUUGAGCGGUUGAAACAAAUAGUGAAUGAGUUUCCAAAGAUGACAGAGGUUUCCAAAAUCAAGGUGUGCACGCUGAUCAAAUCAACCAAGUUGAACCCGCAGAGCACCCGCAAGGAAUGGCAGGAUGUGCUAGAUCCGGCAAGAGAACAUGGCAUGAAUGGAUUGCAGUUGCAAAAACUGCAGACAGAUUAUGAUAACCGUUUGUUCUUUCAUGGUGACAUUGUCACCAUGGAAACCAACAGAUGGGAUGAUCACUACGUCUAUGUCAGUGACGAUCACAACUAUGUUUUUGCAAGAAAGAGAUCCACUCUGGAAGGGUAUGAGCUAACGAAAGCCUCAUGGCGGCUGCAUAUCGACGGUGACCUUCAUAAAUUCGAGAGCAUGAAAUGCAGUGGCCGUUACUUGUGCGCAAUGGACCACGAAACAAACAAGCUUUGGGUGGGGAUCAGCAAAGGCAGCAUUGAGGAAGACCGGUGUCGUUGGAAGCUGGAACCAGAUGGCUCAUACUACGGCUUGUGGAACGAGAGGGGAGACUUCACUCAUGCGCUCACGUUCCACAACCAUGAACCAGGUUUUGGGCGGCCAUAUUGCGCGAGGAUACCCCGCAUUGGAGGAUGGGAGAAAGUCUACAUCCGAAGAGUUUGAAGACUCUGAUUACUUCUGAAGAAGAUAUGUUAAUUCAGAAACGACGGUGAAUCGACGUCGCUUGCGGCUUGGCGAAAUCUUUUGGGAUUUUAGCCCGGUGGCUUGCCCUUUUCAUGUUUUGUUGUUGCCAAAGGCAUUUGCUAUAAUAUGUACACAGUCUCCUUGACUGAAGACAGCGCAGGGCCAAGAGCCAAGAAUCUUAUGCUCGGACUUCCCUGUAUCAUGACAAUGCCACAGUUUUAUGACUGGUGCUUCUGAGCUCAGCAUGCUGCCUUGUUUGACGGGAAUGCAGAAGAAAUCCAAAGAUGUCCAGAGG
Molecule: messenger RNA, 5722 nt
Organism: Durusdinium trenchii
Lineage: Eukaryota; Dinophyceae; Suessiales; Symbiodiniaceae
Source: the annotation of a GenBank genome assembly